Passer montanus (Eurasian tree sparrow) is the source of this 3786-nucleotide messenger RNA. It is a transcript of the gene SEPTIN9, whose product is annotated as septin 9. Lineage: Eukaryota; Metazoa; Chordata; Aves; Passeriformes; Passeridae. Gene Ontology annotation, molecular function: GTP binding; molecular adaptor activity; GTPase activity. The record is from RefSeq and is a predicted model, not a curated record. The transcript is spliced from 11 exons. Bases 506 to 2212 code for a protein of 568 amino acids. Gene Ontology annotation, biological process: cytoskeleton-dependent cytokinesis. Gene Ontology annotation, cellular component: septin ring; septin complex; cell division site.
AUGAGUUGUUCGCUGUGUUAUUGUGAGGAGCCAAGUUCCUUAAGCAUCUCCUGGUGGAUAUUAAGAGGGAGCUGUGGAGGCUGGAGCGUUCCCCUGGACACUCGCACGCUGUAGCUUUAAGACUGUUUUACAGAGGACUCGGGAUUUCCAGUUUUCCUGCGCCUGGUGGAGUAUUUCAGGGAGUUACAGGAUUUUUCGGGUCAUGUACCCCCUUUUCCUUUCUUCUUCCUCCUUUCUCUCUCUCUCUUACUCUUCUUUUUCAUUUCAAAGAGACAAAGCUACUUCAGUUUGGAGCACAAACAUAUGAUCAGCACAUGGAAAUGUGGUAAUUUGGAUGCAUUCAUGAUUGCAACAGAUUGAAGAAAUUAGACCAGACAAAGAGCUUUUUUUGGAAGAGGAGGAGGAGGAGGCAAGGCAAGGAGGGAGGGAGAGUGGGGGAAAGAAGGGGACGCCACCGAAAAAAGGGACGGCCGUGACACGCGGAUGCUAAAUAUAUCCCGUAGUAAUGGAGAGGGACCGGAUUUCAGCUCUGAAAAGAUCCUUUGAGGUCGAGGAGGUAGAUCAGUCUUCAAAUUCCUCCACCCCACAACGACGGGCCCCGAACACCCUCCUCAGGUCCACCGUGUCCAGCUCCACACAGAAGUUUCAGGAACUCGGCGCCAGGAAUUCGGAGCCAUCCACCCGCCAUGCGGAACCCACAGUCCAAAGAUCCCCCAAGCCCCCUCUGAGGAGAGUGGAGCUCUCUGGACCCAAACUGCCCGAGCCGGUGUCCAGAAGAACAGAAAUCUCCAUUGACAUCUCAUCCAAGCAGGUGGAGAACUCCACCUCGGGCUUGUCGCGGUUCGGCCUCAAACGAGCCGAUGCUGGCCACAAACCCCCCGAGGCCACGGCCAGGAGGACUGAGAUCACCCUGGGCAAGCCCCAGGAGCCCCAGGGGCUGCGCAGGGCGGAGGUGCCAGCCUCCAAAAUCCCCGAGCUGCCGCAGCGCCGCGCCGAGCCCGCCGCGCCCGACGCCGCGCCGCGCCGCCUGGACAUCCAGGGGGCCAGAGCUGCUGAGAGCCCGGCCACGCGGCCGGCUGAGGGCUCAGAGCCUGCCCUGCCCGCCCAGACACACCUGGCAGAGCCCAAGCUGCAGGCAGUGCCCGUGGAGAGCCCGCCCAAGAGGGAGGAAGGUGCAGAGGCCGUUCCCAGCCACGCUCCCGCCAUGACGGACGCUCCGCGGGAUGCCGGCCCCAAGCAGGCGGCGCCGGCGCGGCCGGACAAGCCGGCUGCGGACUUCGGCUACGUGGGCAUCGACGCCAUCCUGGAGCAGCUGAGGAGGAAAGCCAUGAAACAGGGCUUCGAGUUCAACAUCAUGGUUGUGGGUCAGAGUGGCUUGGGGAAAUCCACGUUAAUCAACACUCUCUUCAAAUCCAAGAUCAGCCGGAAAUCUGUACAGCCAACUGCUGAGGAGAGGAUCCCCAAGACCAUUGAAAUCAAAUCCAUCACUCACGAGAUUGAGGAGAAGGGGGUGCGCAUGAAGCUGACAGUCAUCGACACGCCGGGCUUUGGGGACCACAUCAACAACGAGAACUGCUGGCAGCCCAUCAUGAAGUUCAUCAACGACCAGUAUGAGAAGUACCUGCAGGAGGAGAUCAACAUCAACAGGAAGAAGCAGAUCCCUGACACACGGGUGCACUGCUGUAUUUAUUUCAUCCCAGCCACGGGCCACUCGCUCCGGCCGUUGGACAUCGAGUUCAUGAAGCGCCUGAGCAAAGUGGUCAACAUCGUUCCGGUGAUCGCCAAGGCCGACACGCUAACGCUGGAGGAGAGGGACUACUUCAAACAACGGAUAAUGGCUGAUCUGCUGGCCAACGGGAUCGACGUGUACCCCCAGAAGGAGUUUGAUGAGGACUCUGAAGAUCGCCUGGUGAACGAGAAAUUCCGGGAAAUGAUCCCAUUUGCAGUGGUGGGCAGUGACCAGGAGUACCAGGUGAAUGGAAGAAGAAUCCUUGGGAGGAAGACCAAGUGGGGCACCAUUGAAGUGGAGAACACAACACACUGUGAGUUCGCCUACCUGCGGGACCUCCUCAUCAGGACACACAUGCAGAACAUCAAGGAUAUUACCAGCAACAUCCACUUUGAAGCCUACAGGGUGAAGAGGCUGAACGAGGGCCAGAGCUCUCUGUCCAACGGCGUGGCUGACAAAGAGCUGGUGGCCAACGAAAUGUAACCGUCCCUCGCCGCAGCCAGGACCUCGCUCGCUCACGCUCGCUAUUUCUCCCCUCUUCCCCCUUUAUUUUUAUAUAAAUCCUCUGCCACUGUCCCUCUUGCCCUGCUCCCUGACCCCCUGCCAUGUUAACUGACCAAAUAACCAGACGUGGGGCGGGGUGGCCGCUCUCCCCCUGCUUUGUGCCAUGAGUUUUGUGCUCAGCCCCCAGAGCGGCGUCCCUGGCCCGGGAUUGUCCCUCUGUGGAGGCUGGGCUCUCGCUUGCCCCACAGCCAAACCCAGGGGAGCAGAUCUGUGGGGCCAGCAGGGUUGGGGUGCCCUGGGAGCCCCUGCAGCCCCUCCAUGCAGGGGCUCCUCUCCGUCCAUUGAAGGCGAGGGCUCCUCCAGGUGGUUGUAGCCUUCGGAAGCAAGGUACGGUGGGAUGAGGAGAGCAAGCCAGUGCCAUCCUUGUCUCCUGCAGCCCUCUGGGACCUGCCAGCCCCCAAACCAGCCCCUGUACCCUGUUUUCAUGCAAUAAACUGGGAGUGUUUAGGUGUCACCUCGCCUGUCACCGACCCCCGGCCAGGCAGAGCGACCUGCUUUGGGAGAAGUGCCUUUUCAGACUGUGACCUUGCAAUAGUGUGGGAGAGGGGAGGGAGCUCUGCCUUGUCUGUCUGCAGCCUGCAGAAGGCUGUGAACCUCUACAGAGACUCUCCUUCCCUCUCCCUUGGGCCAGAGCUGUGGCUGAUGUCCUGGGAACACUUGUGUAUUUAUUUGUCACUCAGCUGGGUGGGUCUUUGUCCUCUGAAGGCUCUGAGUGUGUUUGUCCUGAGGGGGCUGAGCGUGGAACUUCGUCUCUGCAAAGCAGUGGUGGGAGGCAGAGGGUUGUCCUGUCUGACCCUUGUGAUUCUUGGCCUUUUCCCUACAUCAGAGGAGGCUCUUGGGUGUCUGUAAAUUCCUUUUCAUUUCCUGGGUCCCCUGUGUGUCCAGGGAAGAUGCUCCUGUUUUGCUGGUCCUUGUGCAGGGUGUCUGUGCAUGUGCUGACCAAGCCCUGCAGCUGUGGGGGGGGCUGAGGGGUGUUUGUGGGUGCUGCUCCCCCUGCUCUGCCCCCAGACCCUUCUCUUUCUGUGUGUCUCCAAUAAAUCAGACCCUGCAAGCAUUAGGUAGCACUGUGACACAGGAGCAGGGGUUCCUGGAGCAAAGCCCUGCAGUCCUGCCCUUCUCCCCAGCUCCCUUUGCCUUUCUGCUGUCCACCAGUCUCCCAAUCCUCUCUAAGGGAACAAAACUUCCUGCAAAUCACCCAAUUUUGGGGGCACACACUGAAGUGGCAGCGUGUCCCAUCCUCUAGCACUGGAAGGCACCUGCAGAGCCCACGGGGGCAGAGCCUGGCUCAGCACAGGAGGAGGGAGGAGGUUGCUCUCCCCUUGCUGGGGAUGCCCAGGUUUUCAGGGGCUCCCCACACGUCCCCCCAGCAGCCAAAGGGGUGUGGGCAGGGGGGUGCAUUGUGAGAAUCCCUUCUGCCCUUCACCCACAUCCCCCCUCCACAACAGCCCCACGGAGCUGUUGGGAACAGCAGCUCUCUACUUGCUGACUUGCUA